This is a messenger RNA of Vollenhovia emeryi, 10047 nucleotides long. RefSeq lists its product as uncharacterized. The transcript is spliced from 16 exons. NCBI's taxonomy places the organism in Eukaryota, Metazoa, Arthropoda, Insecta, Hymenoptera, Formicidae. The coding region runs from base 1447 to 8325 and encodes 2292 amino acids. The record is from RefSeq and is a predicted model, not a curated record.
AAAACGCCUUGACCCAACCCUAAGGGGAAUCAAUAAAAUAUACUAGUCCUAUCUGUUUCCUUGUGGAAUAUUAGAAAAAUUACCAAAAGUGUUCCAAUUUUUUUUCGCAGUAUUGGCUAUUAAUUUAUGUAUCUCGGUGAUUUUUUUGUGCCUGGAAAAUUAUUGCUGCAAGGUUUCUUGCAGCGACAGUGAUAAAGUUGAUCGUCUGAUCUUAGAAAAUAUAAUUAUCUUCAAUGCGAGUGGGUCAAAAGUCAGAGAUAUUGUAGAUGGUCGCAUUUCUUCCCGAGUUUUCUCUCAAGUACAAAUCUUGACCCGAAGUGGAAACUGACCUGCCUAUUAAAUUAUCGUUAAGUAAUUCGCAUCGGCGAUCUGUAAUUGAUUACAGCGAUGGCCGCAACGUCGCCGAAUGCCGAUGAAGCGAAAGGAAAGCUCCGGAGGCCUCGGCCGCAGUUUUCGGUCUCGAGAAAUCGGUCGUGGGGAAAGAAAGUGGCCAUUAAGAUAACGACGAUCAAUUCUGCGAUUAGUAUUCCUGCUCGAACUCGCCAGUAAAGAAUUCAGAAGAAUUUAAAAUUGCGGGAUAUGAGACAAACGUCGCGGUGAUUGAAAUAUCAACAUAUUUGACUAAACUUACAACUGAUAUACCUCUUCAUUAUUUUAUCUCCUGUUACUUUUCGACCGCUGACAAACAAACGUUUCAUACAAACGUUCCGUCAAGCGAUCGCAUUAAUUACUUAUCGGCAAAGGCGCAAGGCUGAUCCGUCUAGCUCGAUCACAAGAUUCGCGCGCGGGACAAAACGGGACUUUACCCUACGGCGAGAUUCGAAUCUGGCGCCGGGCCGGCGAUGGCGGCGGCCCGGUCGCGGGCUCGCGCGCGCCGCGCGCUCCCAUUGGCCGGCGCGGCGGCGCUGUCAUAUGAUGGAGCUGCGUGGCAUGACGGGACGGCGGAUCGCGAUUUUGCAACAUGGCGGCGAAGUGAGGGCGAAGUCGCGGGUGCUGUGCCAUCGGAAAAUGUAUCUUUCCUAGUCGCCCGUAGUAGCGAUCCCGCCGUUACCUCGCAGUCACGCGCGACAGUGGAGAUACGUGUCCGGUCGUCGGGCGUCGGUCGUGCACCGGCGGCGUUGGCGCGUGUAAAUAUGAACGGGACGGCCGGCAGCGCGACGACGAAGGUGACACCCCGCGGCACCGUGCGCCGCUCGAGCACGUAUGGCAGGGACUAGGGCUCGCGACGAGGGAGCCCCGCUUUUGUCCGAGCGCAAGCGACGAGCGGCAGCCGCCGAGACAGGAGCACCGGGUAGCGACGCGAUGUUGUGGCCAGCCCUGCCGAACUGUGAGAACAUAUACACAAGAGAUAGAAGCACUAUCAAUCGCUGUGAUUUCUGAUCGUACAUGCGUGCCAAACACGAAGAUAUAAGUGGGCGUUAAAAAGGGAUCCAAUGGUUUCCUGACAUGAUGGAGGGCAAAUUAUAUGUGAAGAAUGAGCCGGGACUUGAGGGGCAAUCGCUCGCGAAUGCGCAGCCCAAUCCGCCCGAGGACGGCGGCGGAUCUGCGAGGAUCUGCUUCGUCUGCGGCACCGUCGGCCACAGCGAGCAGCACUGGCUACGAGUGAAGCCGAGCCCAGGCGGUUCGCCCAACGAGCCCUACUUUCCGUUUCUCGAGUCGCACGAGCCGCCAAGCGGCUACCGCGGCGACGGCGCCAGGAGCGGCGCCGUCAAGGCCUGCAACCUCUGCUACAUUCUGCUGUUACAGCAGUGGGAGAGCUACGAGCGGGAGGCUAGACCACACAGCCAGCGGAUUUAUUGGCUGAAGAGAUGCGACGGCGGGCCGUUCACGGGGGCCGAGAUGGCACUGCAGGGCGAGUACGCCGCCCAGGUCCUGGGCUUGACCAACGAUCAGGCGCCGCAGCUCAGGCAGGAGAGCCGGCCGGUCGGCAUCUCGCCGCGCCUACCGCCGAACUCGCCCUCGCCGAGGGUCGAGCAGACCAGGCCGUCGUCGAAUUCGGUCGCCGAGGUGCCGAGGCCGCAUUCUAACGCAACGGAGACGCACAGGCACCUGGAGCAGGCGAGGCUGAUGAUGGAAUCUCCCCACCACAGAUUGCAGUCACCCCAUCAAAGGUUGCAGAGCCCGCGGCAGCCCGUCGAAGACGCCAGGGUGUCCAACGAGGCGGCACUGGACCUGAGACACGCGCCCAGGAGCUCACCCGCGCCGCAACCCACCUUACCGCCGCCCACAGCUAUCUACAGCGGCGGAUCGUCAUCUAGCGUCGGCACGGACAUCCUGGAUCUGUCGAUGCCGGACAAGAACUCGGUCACGGAGGUCUGCUACGUGUGCGGGGACGAAUUCAAGAGGGGAUCUCUCAGUCAUAUCGCUGCGAAGCCACUGCCAACCCAGCCGCAUCCUUCUUCCAGUCCACCGCCGUUCUUUCCGUCGCUGAUGCUUCAUCCCAGGCCGAGUAGAAGUCGACCUAUGGACAGCGCUGGACGAGUGCAGGCCUGCUCAGCGUGCCAGAAUCAUCUUUUAAUACAGUGGAAAGCGUACACGCGGCAGGGAGUACCGCACGGUGAUAGAAAUUACACGCUUCGCAAGCGGCAAGCACCCACAAUGGAUACAACCACGUUUAUUUGCUACACUUGCGCUCUCGAGUACCCUUCAUCCAGUAUUAGACUUCUGUAUUGCUGUGCUAAUCCAGAGAAGGAGGCGUACUACCCUUUUAUUUCUCAACUGAGACCUCCGACAGGAGCUAGUCCUAUUAGUCCUCAGGGAAUGGUGCAGGUUUGCUCCAUCUGUUACAAGGCUAUCCCGCAGAAGCAGCAGGUGUUCGGCGGAGAGAAUCACGAGGCGCAGCCAGCCGGGCAAAAUGUAGAUUUCCGUCAACAAGGUCCCUCGCCACGGCCAGCUGUUCCAAAGUCUCCGGCCAAUUCAGCUGGUAGCGAUAUUCGCUUUAAGCCAUACGACUUAAACAAGUCAACGGUUGCUACGAACAAGCAACGAACAAGCAGCACCACCACCACUACCGCCGCCGUCGCCGCCGCCGCCGCCGCCGCCGCUGCCGCCGCCGCCGCCGCCGUGAAAGCUCCCACGUCAGGACAACGAAAUUCACCUAGUAACGGUCCCGCGGAGAAUGGGACUGUCGCGGCUGGCCAUCAAAAUUACCGGUGCUAUAUCUGCGAGAGAUUAUAUCCUAGCAUUCACAUGGAAUGGUUAUCUACGAGCCCGGAGGGAAUGAAUUCACACGCUAUGCAUUUUCCUUGCCUGAGAGGAAUGGCACGUACGUCUGAAAACGCCUGCAUGGAUAGCCACGGGAGAGUAUUGGCGUGUAGUCACUGUGUGAAUCAUCUUGCGCAACAGUGGGAAAGUAUGGAUGCCGAACGGGUUCCGUUGGAACGCCGCAGAUACGAUAUUCCUAGUCCACAUCCAAAUGGUGACGUAAACCGGUCAAUCGCUACGCCACCGAGCUCCAGUUCGGAUCGCACGUUCGGAAGCAAUCCGGGCACAUCGAGCAGCUCGAUUUAUUGCUUCCUAUGCGGCUUACACAGCGAUUUAACUCUGGCGAGAGUAUUGUACGGUCGUCCGCAGGGCCGAAACGCGCCAUUUUUCCCGGAACUGUUGCGUCACCAGUCGCCGCCGAACGCCGAGCAGCUACGCGAGGACGGCUCGGCCCUGGUCUGCACGUUUUGUUAUCAUUCACUGUUGGCGCAGUGGCGCCAGCACGAAUCGCUUUCCAGCGGCCAGCAAGUGAACGCGGCCGAGCGCCAGUACAACACCCACGACUACUGUUGCUACGUUUGCGGCAUCGUGACGUACAGGAAACGGGUACGAGCGCUGCCGGUGAAGGACUUUCCGUUCCUGAGGUAUCACAGGCAGCCGGAGAAGAGCCUGCUGUUAGAGAACGGUGAUUUUGCGGUGGUGUGCUUGGACUGUUACGAGACCUUGCGUACGCAGAGUCUCGAGUACGAGAGAUGGGGCCUGCCUGUUGAGAAACGAGAAUACAAUUGGAUUGUGCAACCUCCGCCGCCCGAGGACAGUCCGGACGCUGCCAUAGCCAGAUUACCGUCGGGCGAGAGGUCCGAGAAAGUGGUUCCACCGACAUUAACCGUUAGGCCAGCGCGAAAGAACUGCUCACCGAAGGCACCCGAUAAAAAGGCACCUGCAAAAAUUCCGGAGAAGGAACAAGGUCUACAGCCCGCCAGCACCAAAGCUCAGCCGACCUCGAUCGGCAAGUCCCACCGACCCAGUUCCGGCGUACUACCUCAGGGUCACACCCCGGGACCUGGACCGGGCGGGCAGCAGAAUAGCAGGAGUUUCGCCGCCGCCCUGAGGAACCUGGCCAAGCAGGCGGGCCCGGCACCUCAGGAAGAGGAACCGCGUGCCAGCCCGAAGAACCGGGCGCCACCGCCCUUGGUCAGAGGUCCUUCCCCUGCUAAGGAGCGAUCGACGCACGAACGAAGACCUGAAGAAAUUCCCUCCUUGUACACAACUGCCAGACCCGUUGAAACCAGCAAACACAGCGUAACUGCCGCGGCUACCGAAUUGCUGGCUCGUUCCGGUUUUCAGCCGUACCGGCCCGAGCACCAUCCGGCCCAUCCACCGGCAUUCGCCUUGGACCCCGCGACCUAUAGCGCCUAUCAUCCCGGUCUCUAUCCACCGCCGCACCUGCCGCACGCUUAUAGAUUAGAGGAACAGUUGUACUUGGAGCGAUGUGGAAUGAUAAGACCGCCGUUGUUCCCGGGACUGCCAUCGUAUCCUCUGUACGGGCUGAGAUACAGUCCCGACAUGCUUCCUCCGCCGCCCGCCUCCCUGGGCAUCAUGUCUCCCGUGAUGCACGAACGAUUGAAGCUGGAGGAGGAACAUAGGCUACGGCAAGCACGGGAGCAGGCUGCGUUGCGGGAGGAGGAGGAAAGGAGAAGAAUAGCGAGAAGUUCUGCUCCCGCCGCCCCGGUACCCGCGCCUGCCCCUGCAUCCGCCGAUACUGCAGCUAGGAAGCCGACCAUAGCGGCUCAGAUGCAUAGCGACCGGGACCGAGAACGCGACGGUAGAGAACGACAGAGCGGUAGCAGUGGUGGUGGUGGUAACAGCAGCGGCAAUGCCAGCAACGCCGGUAACACCUGUGGGAAUAGCACCAGCAACGCCGGUAACUCCAGCAGCAAUAUCAGUGGACCCGCGGUUACUGUCGGUAGCAGUCACCACCAAUCCCGGAAAGAGGAGCAACAGUCCUCCGCUCCACCAGCUGUACCACCACCACCGCCACCACCACCGCCUUCCGAUCCGGCAGCAGUAGCAGCGGCAGCGGCGGCAGUCACCAUCUAUCAUCCUCGUCUGCCACCUUUCCCCACUCCAGCCGCACCCAUCGGACCGACCCUAGGUUCCACUUCGAUAUGCUCCGCCAGCUCUGCGCCCAUUCCGCCCCCUUUGGGUUCCACUAUGCCCCCUUUGAAUCUUGGACCGCCGCCGCCGGUGGCUAUAAGCACGGCGCCGAUCUGUCCACCGCCGAUACCUUCCAUACCGUCCUUGACACCUGGUGUCAUAGGACCACCGCCUCCACCCCCGCUGUCCCUAGGCAUGCCCCUCCCGCCUAUCAUCUCUAUUCCCUCUCUUCACUUGCCCCCCGUGCCGUCGAGUACCAUUCAUUCUAGUCAGCACACAGCCACGAUAAUGAGCAGCGCGACUACCACGGUCACCAGUUCCAUUUACCAUCAACAGCAGCAACAGCAUCAACAGCUCUCGUCGCAACAGCAGCAGCAACAUCAACCACGCGCGAACAGUACGAGCGGUGCGACGACUACGAGUUCUCUCUCCGGUGCAAUGACUACGCACGCGGCGCUAACGCCGCCCAGCAGUUCUUCGUUGACGUUGAACUCCAUGAAUCACAUGGCCCACAAGUCCCCGCCGUUGUCCCACAGUGUUCAUGUAUCUAGAAGCAAGGAGCCGCCGACGACUACGACGACAGCAGGGAGCGCGUUGCCCACGACGGCGGCCAUGACUACCACAACGGGCACCACGACAACGUCGCAGCCGGCUUUCGUCAGGCCCUUCGAGGACUCGUUCCGCUCUUCCUCGACAAAGGCGCAACAGAGACAACCGAUAAUGAACAGUCACAAUCACAGUAUAGUCAAUCAGAUCGGCCAUCACGAGCCGUCAUCCUUGAAGACUUCGUCGAUGGCGCCGAUUGCUUCGCAAACCGUGGGUAGUCAAGUGAUGCAGGAGAAUUCCUCGAUGGACAACAAGUCCAUGAGCAGCCAGCAAGCGCUCUCCCAACCGAUUCCCUAUCCACCACCUCAGCAGUACCAUCAUCCACACAUACCCGUUUCGCACGUGCCAAGUCUCUACAAACCGCCACACUUCUCGACGUCGUCGUCGUCGUCGUCGUCGUCGUCGCCGCAUCAGCAGCAUCAUUCUCAAGCCAAGCUCAACGUACCAACGAUAAACGCCAGCAACAGCAGUCACAGCGGCAGCGGCGGCGCGAGCAUCACUAAUUCGACUAAUUCGACGAGUAUCGCGAAGCAGCAGAACGCGCAUCACGUCGGCGAGCCUCAUCAGACGGCAACCACGUUGACCUCGCGAAAUGAUAGCGCGACUAAUUGCGUCUCCAGCGAGAAGACGAUGAUCAACAGCGGUUUCAGCGCUAACACUCAAGUCAGUGGCGGUGGUAAAAUUGCAAAUCAUACAAACGCGCAUCAUAAAAGCAACUCGGACGUCGCGGUGAAAGACAACAAGCUGAACGCGUGCAGCGAAAAGAGCGAGCGCGUGAGCGAGAAUGUAAUCAGGCAACCGCAGUUGCCAAGUCAGAAUCAUGUCGCGGCGAAUUCGCUCCAGGAAAAAACCGCGGUCCCGCAUCUGCCUUAUGAACAGCAGGGAAAGAAUUUGAAGCCCCCUCAUCCGGUAAAUUAUAACCUCGGCGAAAAGGAGUGCAAGAACGAGGUCGAUUGUGCUUUGCAAUGCGAUCAGAACAACGUCUUGUCCACAUUACCGUUUCAACCGAGCUUUAAGUUUAGCAUAAGCGACAUCGCGCAGAAGCCGAUGGACACGACGCAGCUGAUGCAGAGUAUCAAGUCUGAGGAGGUGUUGCGCACUUGUCAGAACGUCUCCAAUGUGCUCUUGCAAAUCCCGAAGUAUCAGGAGAAGCUCCUCAACUUCUCGACGAGCAGCAACGAGCUAAAGACGACCGCGUUUUGCUUUACCGACAAGUGCAAUAAUUUGACUGAGAUUUCCGUGAAGUGCGAACCAGCGGUACUAAAUGUGCCUGACCUCAGCAAAGCCCUGAGCAAGCAGGAGGUCACCAGCAGCGAAAAGUCCUUCCUGAUGCCUGAGAUGAUGAAGAAGGAACUAACGUCGUCCCUCGAUCUGGCCGAGAAGAGGCGUAAGCGUAGGAGGGAAAGGAACACGGGCGUCUCGUGUAGCUCUGACUCGGAGGGCGAGGAGGAAGCCAAAGACGUGGAUCUUUGGAUCACGAAAGGUCCGCCGGCUAAGCUACAAUAUUCGGAAGACAAAUUGGCCUUCCUAGCCAUGUUCGGACUGACUACACUGACCAUUAGGAACGAGAUAGAAUUGUGUAAGGUGGAAAAAAGAUACAGAUUGAAUCCUGACCCACCAGAACUACCUCUGGAAGUAGAUCCUGUAAUAGAAUCCAUCUUACCGGUUCCGCGUGAGCAUCCGGACGUUUUGCUUCACACGCCAGAUUUCGAGCCAAAAGUUGGCUUUCUCAGAACCAUAGGUCUCGAUAUUAUGCCUCCGAAUAAGAGAGACGAGGCAGAAGUGACAUGGCAAUACGUUCUGGCAGAUCGCAAGAAACGGAAAAGCGCAAACUCCGUUACUGCCUACUGUGAAAGAAUCGCCAAAGUUUAUUCUAGGAAUCCUCCAGCUUUACCAAAACCACCUCAAAAAAUGCGUCUUCUGGACAGAGUUAAAGUGAAACAUAUUCCGGAGCGACCACCACCGCUGCCACCCUUGGUUCCGAAUAUAGUUUCGAUGUACUAUCCCACUUUACCUAUGCCUGGUGAGAAUGGCGUGAAGCAACACUGUAAAACUAUAGACAUCAGCGAGGGCCCCGACGAAAUGAGUGAGAAAAGAGAAAAGCCAAGGUGGACUGGAAUCGUGGACGUUAUGUUCGCCUACAGCGAGUAUUUGAAGGAAAAGACAUUGGAGAGGAAGAUUCUGACAAGCGAAACAUCAAAAUUGAUAACACAGACCAAUAACUUGCGCUCCGAGACUGCUCAGUUAGAGCGGAAGCUCUACGAGCUUCUGUCCGCCAGAUCAGCACUUGAUUCCGAGAGGCGAAUGCUCAGCGACAAAAUCGAGAGGAUCAACGCACUUGUUAGGAACCUUAGAUAGCGUUGCGUAACGCACAACACGGAAACUCAUUCAUCUGUGAUAUUAUCAGCGGGUUAAGGGCCGUUAGCGUGUAACGCGCACUGCUAAACACUUAGAUAAGUAAUGGUUAAGGACAAACUCUUGAGUGACCAAAUGUACAGCGAUCCUUCGUAUUGUUUUUGCGUACUUUAUUACAUAGUAUAACGCGCCCCCUUUUUUGCCGUCGACGAUCGGAUCGUGCGGGGAUAGCGGGAACCCUCGGCUCUCGGCUCGCCCACAGAAGGCAGCGAUCGCGUCCGGCUUGAACACGUUACCGCACUAAUAGAUAUUAUUUUUCGCAUUCAUCGUUCGACGAGUGUGCUGAUCUUUAAUCACGAACGCGGAGUCAUAUCAAGCGUACCUUACAAGGAUAUGUAUAAAGCUCUAAUUGUACAAAUCGAAUUGUAUCCCAUCCGUGGAAAGACAGUUUUUACGACCGCGAAUAAAAGGACGAAGGCUUUCUAGUUUCACAACUAACGGCUCUUACACUCCAAGCAUAAAUAAUUGUAAUUUGUAUCAUAUUUUAAUGAGAAAAAAAUAGACAAAUCGUGUAACUUAUUUUAUUCUGCGUAAUGUGGACUUUAACGUCGAGUACUUGGGGAAGAAAAACAAUGAUAUAUAUCACGCAGUUUGUAUGUCGACCGAUUGAUAAAGCGAGAGGAUAAUUGUAUGAGGUGGAAAGGUGGCAUCGACUAUAUCGGACUGGCAGUGUCAAGGAACCGCUUGCAUACAACAGCGACUACGUCCUUAUUUUUACGUUUAGCAUAGUAGCGCGUGUGGUGAAACGGAUUUGAUCGAUUGGAAUCGAAUCGUAAUAAUAGUAAGGUACACGAGCACCGGUUACGUGUCCGGACACGAGGAGGGAAAAGAUUGAGAGUAACGGUAGGACGUUUUACGCCAGUUGCGUUUUGCGUUUUGAUUCAAACCAACGUUAUAACGACACGGGAACUCUAGUCUACAGACGUGCCCAGACUAUACGGGAAGAGAGGGGAAAAAAAACAGAUAACGCGCGCCGAUACGCAUAAAAUCAGAAUAGUGAGCAGUUCCUUUCGAACGUGUCCACGCCGUUCACCGUAGUGAACCCGAAGGCCAGUGAAGAUACGGGGAGGAGCGUUAUUAACGUUGUAUAACAACACUGCGGUACUUAGAUAAUGCGACUUAAUUUUUAAAGGAAAAAAAAGAGGAAAAAAAUAAAGAUAAUCGUGAGACUUCGCGCGGAGCACAUUCCACGUAAGAAAAAAAAAGCCACGCUUGUUGCCCGACCGUUAACAUUCCAACUUCACCGCGACAAUCCUGGGGGGACUCGACGCGAGUCGAGUGGCGAACCAAAUUUGGAAAGAAAGAAGCCGAUCGCACUGUUGGUUUUUCUUUUCUGGCGCGUCCGUGUCGCGUAAAUGCGCUCUACCUUUCGCACCACGGUAUCCCUAAAACUUGUCUCCCGCUCUCUGCUCUCCGAGCGCAUCAUAUCUCGUCGAUGUCAAUCGCACGCCGUAGGAAACACCAUCCGCACGGUGCGCGCGACAAAGCUACCAUUUAUAGUUUCGCCGUUCUGUUCAUUGAGUGCCUAACAUUUCUCCCUACAUUUGUACAUACCAUUAUUUUUAUGUAUUAUGUAAUUAACAAAGGGGGGACCGCGAGUGCGCGCCGGUCUCAUUCUCAACUGGCCAGAACAAGAGCCUAGGAGUAAAUUGUUGAAAACAUGAA